Parnassius mnemosyne (clouded apollo) is the source of this 246-nucleotide messenger RNA. The record is from the annotation of a GenBank genome assembly. Lineage: Eukaryota; Metazoa; Arthropoda; Insecta; Lepidoptera; Papilionidae.
AUGUGCUUCCUAUGUGAACAAGGAAUACAAUAUUUUUCUAAUUUGAAAAUGGACAAGCCCAACGUUUAUGCUCGUGUAGUCAAGGUUUUAGGCCGUACUGGUUCCCAGGGUCAAUGUACCCAGGUCAAAGUUGAGAUCGUUGGAGAGAACAGUCGCCAGAUCAUCAGGAACGUGAAAGGACCAGUUCGCGAAGAUGAUGUUCUAACCCUUCUGGAAUCUGAGCGUGAAGCCAGAAGAUUAAGAUAA